This is a messenger RNA of Eremomyces bilateralis CBS 781.70, 2058 nucleotides long. RefSeq names its product ATP synthase F1, beta subunit. The transcript has 8 exons. Gene Ontology annotation, biological process: proton transmembrane transport; proton motive force-driven mitochondrial ATP synthesis. The record is from RefSeq and is a predicted model, not a curated record. Gene Ontology annotation, molecular function: ATP binding; proton-transporting ATP synthase activity, rotational mechanism; ATP hydrolysis activity. The coding region runs from base 206 to 1765 and encodes 519 amino acids. NCBI's taxonomy places the organism in Eukaryota, Fungi, Ascomycota, Dothideomycetes, Eremomycetales, Eremomycetaceae.
GGGCGGUAUGGGGAGGUUGCGGGCGGGAUGGGUUAGGUGAUGGGGGAUGAAUUAUCGGAGUAUAGCUGGAACCUUUAUGGAGCCUUUACGAAAACCUUUAUGGAAUAUGAUAUCUUAUGUUUCUCCGUGAUAUUGUACUUUGUUGGAAGUCCUCUCUGUCGUGUUCAGGUCCCUCGGCCUUUCCGGUGUAGUCUUUUACGAGGUGAUGGCGAAGAAGAACCACAUCCAACCGCCCACGUCCUCCACCCGCGUCGCCGCCGCCGCCCGCACCGCCUUCCAGCCCAUCCGCAACAAUGCGCCGCGCGUGCUAGGUGCGCGGUUCGCCAGCGAGAAGGCCGCGGCCGGAAUCGAUGGGCAGAUCCAUCAGGUCAUCGGAGCUGUGGUUGACGUCAAAUUCGAUACCGAGCAGCUGCCGGCCAUUCUCAAUGCCUUGACGACGGAGAACCAAGGUCAAAAGCUGGUGCUGGAGGUCGCUCAACAUUUGGGUGAGAACGUCGUGAGAUGUAUUGCUAUGGACGGUACCGAAGGUCUCGUCCGUGGUUCCCGCGCUACCGACACCGGUGCUCCCAUCAAGAUCCCCGUCGGUCCUGGUGUCCUCGGCCGUAUCAUGAACGUCACUGGUGACCCCAUUGACGAGCGUGGUCCCAUCAAGGCUGCCAAGUACGCUCCCAUCCACGCCGAUGCUCCGGAGUUCGUUGACCAGUCCACGUCCGCCGAAAUUCUCGUCACCGGUAUCAAGGUCGUCGAUCUUCUUGCCCCAUACGCUCGUGGCGGUAAGAUUGGUCUGUUCGGCGGUGCAGGUGUCGGAAAGACCGUGUUCAUUCAGGAGUUGAUCAACAACAUUGCCAAGGCUCACGGUGGUUUCUCCGUCUUCACUGGUGUCGGUGAGCGUACCCGUGAGGGUAACGAUCUGUACCACGAGAUGCAGGAAACCGGUGUCAUCAACCUUGAGGGCGACUCCAAGGUCGCUCUGGUCUUCGGUCAGAUGAACGAGCCCCCGGGUGCUCGUGCUCGUGUCGCUCUUACUGGUUUGACUGUUGCUGAGUACUUCCGUGACGAGGAGGGCCAGGACGUGCUUCUCUUCAUCGACAACAUCUUCCGAUUCACUCAAGCCGGUUCCGAAGUGUCUGCCCUUCUUGGUCGUAUCCCAUCUGCCGUCGGUUACCAACCCACUCUCGCCGUCGACAUGGGUAUGAUGCAGGAACGUAUCACAACCACCCAAAAGGGUUCCAUCACCUCCGUCCAGGCCGUCUACGUGCCCGCCGACGAUUUGACCGAUCCCGCCCCAGCCACCACCUUCGCCCAUUUGGACGCCACCACCGUGUUGUCCCGUGGUAUCUCCGAGUUGGGUAUCUACCCGGCUGUCGAUCCCCUCGACUCCAAGUCCCGUAUCCUCGAUCCCCGUGUCGUCGGCCAGGAGCAUUAUGACACCGCCACCAAGGUCCAACAGAAGCUCCAGGAGUACAAGUCCCUGCAGGACAUCAUCGCCAUUUUGGGGAUGGACGAACUGUCUGAGGCCGACAAGCUCACCGUCGAGCGUGCCCGUAAGAUGCAGCGUUUCCUGAGCCAGCCGUUCACCGUCGCCGAGGUAUUCACUGGUUUCGAGGGCACAUUGGUCGACUUGAAGGAUACCAUCCGAAGCUUCAAGGCUAUCCUCAACGGAGAGGCCGACGAUCUUCCUGAGAACGCUUUCUACAUGGUUGGUGGCAUCGACGCCGCCCGCGCCAAGGGUGAGAAGAUCCUCGCCGAGUUGGGCUCCGAGUAGACAACCCCACUCCUCCACGAGGGCAGCAGUUCUAGAACUGGACCGUGACUCCUCUCCUCCACGCCAAUCCCCCACGAGGCGAACGUCACAUCCUGUUUUCCCCUGCUUUCUGUCGUCCACUUGACCCCACCCAUCCCCAUUUUUUGUACAGAAAUAUCAGGCCGGCUGGCAUGGGAUCGAUGGGACCCUUUCUGCGCAAACUAAAAGUAGACGGACGGUGGAUGUAUGUGUGUGUAUGGGGCGAGGAGAGUCGAUGUGUUUGGUGGUUGAUAGAUGACUAGUCAGCGGUGCGC